UGUUGUCACUAUUAAUUUUCCCUUCGGAGUGUUCGGUCGUGGCUUUGCGCGUCGCGCAUCAUUUCAAGAAAAAAAAAUAUUUUAUUUCACAAAACAAAUGAAUCUUUUAAUGUUUUGCAAUAGAAUAAUCUUUACAUGCAAGAGUUAGAAAAGGAGAAAAAUCGUGAGAAAGGAAUUCAAACAUUUCCCUAAUUUGCAUUAAUAAAAAGAAAAAUAAAUAACUAUACGAAUUGUGAGAGUGAAAAAGAAAACGCAGAGAAUAAUAACAAAGAAGAAAUUAAAAAAAUAAACCUGACAAAUUGCAUGGAUGGCACUGUACGCUUGAGGAGAAAAUCGAAAUUGUGUGACUUCAUUCCAUGUUGGAAAUUAAACAAGAAAUAUGAAAAAAUAAAUGAUUGUCUUAAUCAACAAUGCAUUUGUGAAAAGAAAGAAACACCAACAGAGAUGUGUCAGAAAUGCAGCUCAUAAAUUAUUUAUAAAAAAAAAGAGAAGUGAAACAGAAAUUGGGUUGAUGCCAUUGGGAACCAUAGAAAGAAAAAAGCAAUACGUUUUCAAUAUAAAAGUGAAAUUUGUACCUCCGUUGCUUGAUUUUGUUAAUUAUUAGAAGUAGAAAAAAUAAAAAUGACUGCCAGCAGUGUAGAAUUGUUCGCGUGUCGGGUGCAGGCAAUGGGUCUGCCGCACACAACUUCAUCGGCGACAACAGCUUCUACAGCAAGUUUGCAAACUGCACCGAGGCGUCCGCCCUUGGAGAGAAUUCGUGGGGUCAGUCGUAACCUUUUCGGUUCGCCACAGCCGGGGGAAGUCAACAGCUUGUUUCAGAAGGAGACUAAACGCUGCCAAUCCUACGUCAUGCAACGUUACAAUAUCGAUAUUGACGCCCUAAGAUCACAGGAUAUACCCACAAAUGUAAGCAGCGUUGUUGUUGAUUCUGUCCCCAGCCAACGGCCAACGCACUCGCUGCCCACACUGAUUGACAAUGAAAUGAAGGAGCAUAAAAAGCGUUUGCAAGAGGAAGAGUGCAAUUUGAAAAGAGCUAACUGUGAGAAGGUUAAAUCAAACGUAAAAUGCAUUAAUGAGACAGCGAACUCCAUUUCUGGAGCUUGUAAAACCGUGCAAACGUCAAUAUCAAGCUCGGAACGUCCAAAGCCCUACGCCAGGCAACAGUUGCUAACAGAAAGCUUCAACUUACGCAAAAACAAAUCCUACUCGCCAUCGAUAAUGUCCCUAUCAGCAUCACAACAGUCAACUGCAGUGACAUCACCAUUGUUAACAUCCUCACUGAUGUCGCCUUUCUCGGAUGACACCACUAAGUCAUUUAAUCUAUUAGAAAAUACUCAUUUUAAAUCGGAAGUAUUACAUAUGCCACAAGCCGCGCAAGACAAUUCACUAGAGGGCAAACCGAACGAAACAACCUCGCGAGCAAAGGGCAGUACUGAAGAGAACAUAUCUACUGAACAAAACAAGCCAAAUGCCAGCUCUCAUUUCAAAAGCCAGAGACAGCGAGCCACUGACACUACGUUGUCGUUGAAGUUAGUGGUAACCACGACCUCCUCUACGCCACAAGACCACAAGCACCAGGCGUAAAGUUGAUUUGAGUUAAUGCUAAAAAUAAACUUUUACAAAAAGUAUGUUUAUUUGAAAAAUAAGGAAAAUUUUCGAAUUUUCACAUUUGAAUUGGACUUUCAAAUGAUCUCAUUUAUAUACGGAAAGAAAAACAAAAUAAAUAAGUUUAAUAAAUAUAAAUAUUAUAAUGAAUUUAAUAUCUAAAUAUAUCAAAUCAGACUUAAGCAGAACAAACACAAACAGAAACAACACUAACGAAGCAUCUACACCACAGAAACGUAAAACUAUUUGAUUUCAAGAUACAAUUAUCGAAACGAAAAAUUAUAAAAGUUACAUAAACAUAUUCUUAGAACUAUUUUAAAUUAUUUAUUUUAACCUACUCCUUCCCCAUUGAAAACGAAAGUUCAAACCGAAAGCGAAGCAUGUUUCAUUUUAUUAUCUCAGAACAAUGAAUACUUUAGUGUUGAUUUUUUAAAUAUCCCAUUAUUUGGUUGUCUCUCAUGUCCUUUUCUUUCCACUUUCUAUUAUUUAUGAUAAUUUGUUUUUAACUAUUUUUAAUUUGAUUUUAAUAAACCACAACACAAGAACGAAAACUGUGCAAAUUUAACUUUACCAUGCAAAACCGCCUCAGAAGAAGGAAAUAAAAGUAACUGUAAAAAU
Molecule: messenger RNA, 2223 nt
Organism: Musca domestica (house fly)
Lineage: Eukaryota; Metazoa; Arthropoda; Insecta; Diptera; Muscidae
Exons: 2
Coding region: 622-1584 (320 amino acids)
Source: RefSeq, a predicted model, not a curated record